Pristis pectinata (smalltooth sawfish) is the source of this 1050-nucleotide messenger RNA. Its product is annotated as transmembrane protein 164-like. NCBI's taxonomy places the organism in Eukaryota, Metazoa, Chordata, Chondrichthyes, Rhinopristiformes, Pristidae. The record is from RefSeq and is a predicted model, not a curated record.
GAAGUCUCCCUGAGCCACAGCCCCAGCUGCCUCACCUUCUGAAGAUGUCCAGAAUGGAAAUGGCUCACUUGUUGGACGCUCUGUACGGCGGGGUAGACCCGAACAUCACGGGCAACGGCGGUCCGGAGUGCGUCGCUUUCCUCUCGACCAGACAGCGGCUACUGGAGACCGUCAUCGUGAUCGCCGUGUCCUUGCUUCAGAUCGUGGUGGCCUGCGAGAAGAUGGAGAUGGAUUCCGGGAGCAUUGGAACCUCGGGCGGCUCAGCGGCGGAGCAUCAGGACACUAUGGGCAGGAACCUUCUGCAGGCUGCUCUGUGUUUGACCUUUGGUUCAGAAAUUGGGUUCAAAUGUGCCUCGAAAACCCUCAUCUUUAUACUGAACCCUUGCCAUGUAGUCACCGUUCUACAGAUAUUCCUGCUAACUUGCCCACCUUGCCGUGCUGUCCUCGUACUCUUCAGGUUACAUGUACACAUGUUGAAUGGACCUCUUCUGGCCUUACUGUUCCCUGUGCUCAAUACCAGACUGCUUCCCUUUGAGACGGAGGUGUAUUACAUACAGCACAUCCUCAUGUAUGUCGUCCCGUUUUACCUGCUCAAUAAAGGGGGUAUAUACAAACCAGAGCCUCUGGGAGAUUUCAGGUGGGCAGUGUUGGCUACAGGUCUACUCUUCCUCUAUCAUUACACCAUCCUUCAGGCCCUUGCACUGAUGACGAUGGUGAACCUGAACAACAUGUUGUGCCCAGCUGUGUCCGACCCAUUCCAUGGACCCUACUACCGCAUGUGGGCUUCUCUUCACCAGACGGCGCUGCUGUUGGUUCACGGAAAGCUAAUCACGCUGCUCGCCUGUGGUCUCCCUUCUCUGGCUCGCGCCCUCAGAGGCAGGCAGAAGCUGGAGUGAGCGACCGGUGUGUGGAGUCAACCCGCUCGCGGGCCAGGUUGAUGUGUGCGGAUGUGAGGGGAACGGUGGUGGGUUUGUUUGGAGACAUUGGGAUACUGAGAGAAGGCUGCAAGGGCAAUCUGCUUGUAGAACCUUAAAGAGAAUUCAACCAGGA